AAGAUGGCGUCUGUCAGGACGCAGCCGUGCGUUUGGACAGUUUUACUUGUGUUUUCUUUCUGUAGUUUCGUCUCGUCUCUGUACUUUCGCGUCGGAGACAGCGAGGAGAAAUGUUUCACAGAGGAAAUCCCGGACGAGACGAUGCUUAUCGGAAGCUAUCGGAUUCAGCUCUCAGAUCAGCAGAGGGACGAGGACCUCCCGGUCUCUCAGGACCUCAGGAUGCACAUCGUUGCCAAAGGGCCCGAUGACGAGCUGAUUCUGUCUCGGCAGCACGACUCAGAGGGAAAGUUCACAUUCACUUCACAUAAACCAGGAAGAUACCAGAUCUGCCUGCGGCCCAAAUCCUCAAACCCCGGCCUGUCUGCUGGAGGCGUGCUGACGGUUCACCUGGAUAUAAAAGUGGGCGAACGCACCAACAACUACACUGAGAUCGCUGCCAAAGAGAAGCUGACGAUGCUGCAGCUGAGAGUCCGGCAGCUGGCUGAGCAGGUGGACCAGAUCCAGAAGGAGCAGAACUACCAGAGGGUCAGGGAGAAGCAUUUCCAGGAAGUCAGCCACAGCACCAACAUGUGGAUCUUCUGGUGGCCCGUCGCCCGCUCCCUCUACGUGGUGGCCGUCAUCACCUGGCACACCAACUCCUGGUGAACUCAGUAAACUUUGGACCUGCAGAAGAAAACAUUAAAUCACAAACAAUGUACGAACUCGAGUAUUUCCAGAUGCAGAAGAAUAAAUAAAUAUUUUGCCUGAACUGAGAAGCCCCACAUCAGGAGAUCAGGACUGAACCCGGAGGAUUUGGUCACCUGGAGAAGGCGGAUACAGAGAGGAGUCCAAGCAGGAACUCCAGGCCGUAGAAGCAGAGCAGGACGGUGCUGAGGAUGAACUCCAGCCGCAGGACGAAGGUCUGCAGCAGCAGGUAGUAAACAGCCAGCGCGGCGCAGGGAACCAGGAUGAAGAGCGACACGCACAAGGCCAGAGAGCGCUCGCACAGGUUCCCCUUCACACCUGGAUCGAGACACCGCACAGAACCUGGUUUCCUUUCUCUGUUAUAUGAACUGUUUGCUGCCACAGCGUGAAGCCAUGUUCGUCCACAGAGAGAACACAGUCACACUGAUCUGGUGAAAUUUCUUCACCAGAGAAGAAGAAGACCAGCGUCUUCACACCAACCAUUUUAACACGUACCAACCCUAACCCUCAUUUUUCCUGCGUUCACCAGCAGCUGUCAGCCGUCCACCUUAAACUAAGUGUAGAUUUCAUUACAGGUCUUUUAUAUUUCACUGCUGGAGCUGGAGUAAAAAAAAGCAGCCAAGACUAGAAAACAGUGAAAACUCUGGAUGUUUAAAAUGAACCAGCAGCUGUUUUCCCCCGGGUGGAACCAAAGAACCCAAAGAACCGAACAGGAACUGGCCUCUGACUUCAAAUCAAACACCAAGAUUUGAAAAGACCGUCUCACAUUAAACACUGUUCAGUUACUGAUUAGACAGAAAAGAGGCGAGUGUGUGUGUUUAAUACCUGUCAGAAGCCUGUUUGGUGUCUCACUCACCAUAAAAGAUCCUGAGGGUCUCCAGUCCGAGGAAGAUCACCAGCAGCAUCACAUCCAGGACCAGAUUAUCUGACGGGUACGGGAGUAAAAUCCCUGCACACACACGAAAAACACACAAACGGAGAACACGAUGAAUCUGGGUGUUAAUACACAGAAAGGUUUUAUGCUUAAUAUUAGUUUGAAUAAUAAGAAGGCUGUGGACGGUUGAGUAACAAAGUUUUCAUUUCAUUCUCACUUAAAAUUGAGUUUUGAAACGAUUUAAUUCGUCUCGUAAUUUUCUCCCUCUCUACUCAUUAGGACACUAAAACUGUGACCUUUGACCUCUUCAGCUGCCCGUACUGGUUUUUCAGGGAAUAAAAUGUUCGUAAAUUCUUUUGCUGCUGUAAACAGCUUCGUCACUAAACCCUGGUCAGUAUUUCGUCCUGUUCUGUUUCUUUUUUAAAUGAAGAGAUGUUCAGUUAUGUAACACCUGAGGGCUGCUGGGUAUUUUUUUCAUUAUAUAAUGUUUGUACUUUUUUGUCUGUAAUUUGAGACAAAUUACAGACAAAAAAGAUUUGUAUUAAUGUACUCUCAGUACAUGAUAUUCGCUUUGCUUUUACACGUGUGCCUCUUGUUGAUUUACUUUAAUGAAUAAAAACUAAAAAUCUU
Molecule: messenger RNA, 2188 nt
Organism: Toxotes jaculatrix (banded archerfish)
Lineage: Eukaryota; Metazoa; Chordata; Actinopteri; Toxotidae
Product: transmembrane emp24 domain-containing protein 9-like
Exons: 6
Coding region: 4-645 (213 amino acids)
Biological process (GO): endoplasmic reticulum to Golgi vesicle-mediated transport; Golgi organization; intracellular protein transport
Cellular component (GO): endoplasmic reticulum-Golgi intermediate compartment; endoplasmic reticulum; Golgi apparatus
Source: RefSeq, a predicted model, not a curated record